AUGGCCGGCCCCCAAGGUCGUAUACCGGUGUACGCCGGCGCCGAGGAUGAGAAUAUCCGGCCGCUUCUGCGCAAAGGCAAGGUAGAAGACAACGAGGAGGAGGAGGAGGAGCAGCAGCAGCAGCGCGGCCGAUCCAGUCUGUCGGAGAGCCGCAACGGACCGCCGUAUUACGGCGGCGGUGGUGGUGGGCGGUCGGCGGCCCCAUCCCAGGCGUCGACGUUUGCCGGGCGGCGGUCGAUGAUGCGUAGUCGCAGUCCGCGCGAGGUGGUGGCUGAGGACAAGGCCAAGCGCAAGUACAUGUUUGCAGCCUUCUUCCUGGGUGUCAGCCUGGUGUCGUUCUGCGUCCAGACGGAGCUGAGCUCGUACAUCCAGAACGACCUGGGCUGGGGCAAGGCGUACUGCAUGAUGUACCUGACGCACGGGUCGUGGGUGGUGCUGUGGCCGGUGCAGCUGCUAGUACUGCGGUCGCAGAAGCGGGACGUCCCCUGGGGCGUGUUCCUGCGGCAGCACUUCGAGUCGCUGCGCACCACGGCCGUCAUGGUCGAGACGCGGUCGCUGCGGGCAUACCGGCACCCAUCGUCGUCGGUGAGGCUCAACGCCGACCCCGUGCGGUACCUGGCCAAGUUCACGGCCAUCGUCACCACGGCCCUCACCGUCGCCGGCCUGAGCUGGUACGUCGCCGUGGCCCUCACGACGCCCUCGGACCUGACGGCCAUCUACAACUGCUCCGCCUUCUUCGCCUACGUCUUCUCCGUGCCGCUCCUGCACGAGCCCCUGCGCCUCGACAAGUCCGUCGCCGUCGUCAUCGCCAUCGCCGGCGUCCUGGUCGUGGCCUACGGCGGCUCCAGCUCCGGGGACGGCGACGACGUCACGGCGAGCGGCCGCUUCGUCGGGAACCUCGUCAUCGGCGUGGGCUCCGUCCUCUACGGCCUCUACGAGGUCCUGUACAAGCGCUACGCCUGCCCGCCAGAGGGCGUGUCCCCCGGUCGCGGCGUCAUCUUCGCCAACACCUUCGGCUCGCUCAUCGGCCUCUUCACCCUGACCGUCCUGUGGUUCCCCCUGCCCCUCCUGCACUGGACCGGCAUCGAGCUCUUCGAGCUGCCUACCGGCAAGACCGCAUGGCUCGUCCUCGCUGCCGUCCUGUCCAACGCCACCUUUAGCGGCUCCUUCCUCGUCCUCAUCUCGCUCACGUCGCCUGUCCUGUCGUCCGUCGCCGCCCUCCUCACCAUCUUCAUCGUCGCCCUGGCCGACUGGCUCAUCACUGCCAAGCCGCUCAGCUUCGCCGCCAUCGUCGGCGGGUCCAUGAUCACCCUGGCAUUCCUGGCCCUCAGCUUCAGCACGUAUCGUGAGAUGAAGGAGCACGAGGCCCAGAAACUGGCCGUCGACCUGUCUGAUAGUGAUGUCGAGGCUGAUGGGAGCGAUGACAAUCACGAUUAG
Molecule: messenger RNA, 1437 nt
Organism: Geosmithia morbida
Lineage: Eukaryota; Fungi; Ascomycota; Sordariomycetes; Hypocreales; Bionectriaceae
Product: EamA-like transporter family
Exons: 1
Coding region: 1-1437 (478 amino acids)
Source: RefSeq, a predicted model, not a curated record